CGGUGCGGAACUGGCCUGGUUCGGUUUCAUGAUCGCGUGUGCUGCUUUGUGGCGGGACUCGUUUGUCAAGUUCGAAUCAUCAAUCGGCAUCCAGUGAAUCAUCUUUAGAUCGAAAAGGGCUGGGGGAACAGUGGGGAAUGGGGAAAUUGCAACCGUUUUUUGUACGUUAAAUCAGCUAAAAAACAACCGCCACAAACGCUUACUCGCAGUGAAGUGAAGGGAAGGGAGAGCGUUGGCCAGCGUGUUAUCAGCGCGGCGCAUCAACUCCAACGGUUUCCGAGUGAUGGUGAAGUGGACAAAGAACGAACGAAAAGGGCAGUCGGCCCAAGUCUGUGAGACGGUGUAGAGAAAGUGAGCAUCGUUUCAUCUGAGUUAGUGAAUCUGCUUAAAAAACAUCAAAGUGACGUCCGGCGUAGACGAUAAGGGACAGUGGACAGUGGGUUCUCGGAACCGAUUCCAAGUCGUCCCGUGUUGGGACGAAAUUGACCGUUAAUCAACCACCGGCAGUGAAAGUGCUAGAAAAACAAAAAAGAAAGAAAGGAAGAAAAUAGCACCGCAUUUCGGGUCCACCUUGCUCGUUGCUCGACUGCGGGAGAAUCGUUGUAAAAUAAAUUCCAGUCGCGUUCCAACCCCGUGAACAAGUGCCCGUGUCAUCGUGUUGCCGGUAGCAACCGUGUCACCGAGUGUGCCCGCACCUUGCGAGCAAUCCCAGCAAACCGUUGUUGUGUGACCCAAGUGUCAAGUGAGCAGCUUAAAAAGGGAUCACCCCACCAAGCACAAACAACCCACCCACGGUCCCUACGGAAAACAAUCUUCUACUUCGGGUUUCCGGGUGGCCGGGGAACGAGUGAGUGAAUCUUCGGCGUGGUGAAAAAGUGUAAAGUGAGCGAGUGAGGAGAUAUUUGUGCAAACACCGGUAGCAAUCCGGGGCCGGAAGGAGCUUCCGCUCGGGCGGAAAUUAGCAAAACCACAGCAGAAACGGUGGCCGAUGACUCGAGUCGCAGCUAGGACAGCCCAUCGGAAGUGCAAAUGCAACACCAUGAACGCAAAUUUGCCGCUUAUUGCAGCGUUUAUCAAUUUUAUCGUCAUUUGUUUCGCAGACACGCUCAGCCCCGAGAUGCAAAUGUACUGGGAAAACCACAUGGUGCAGCCGUACUUCGAUAACACGACCAAGCGCGAAGUGACGGCCAUCGCUGGACAGACCUGCCAGCUGCAUUGCCGUGUAAAGAGCCUCGGCGACCGGGCGGUAUCGUGGAUUCGCAAGCGAGAUCUACACAUACUGACGGUGGGCAUUCUCACCUACACCAACGACCAGCGCUUCCAGUCGCUGCACACCGAUGGCAGCGACGAGUGGACGCUGCGGAUAACGUCCCCCCAGGCCCGGGACUCGGGCGUGUACGAGUGUCAGGUGUCAACCGAGCCGAAGAUCAGUCAAGCAUUCCGCGUGAACGUUGUCGUCUCGAAAGCGAACAUCCUGGGCAACUCGGAACUGUUCGUGAAGAGCGGCAGCGACAUCAACCUGACCUGCGAGGCGCUCCAAUCGCCGCAACCGCCGUCCUUCAUCUACUGGUACAAGGGCGGCCGUGUGAUCAACUACUCACAGCGUGGCGGCAUUAGCGUGCUGACCGAGCAGCAGACCCGCACCAGCCGGCUGGUCAUAUCGCGCGCCUCCCCGUCCGACUCCGGGAAUUAUACCUGCGCGCCGAGUAACUCCGAUUCGGCCAGCGUGGUGGUGCACGUCAUCAAAGGAGAGCAUCCGGCCGCGAUGCAACACGGAAUAAAUGGCGCUAACGUGGCACAUUCAUCAACAUAUAUAGUUAUGGCGAUCAUAUCGGCCUGUUUGCAGCUUCUUCUGCUCGUACGGAGGCCAACGCAGUGGAGGGCGGAGUGGCCGGUCGUGCGAUAGAUAAGCUACGGGAAAUGCGAAACCAUCUACAAAGUAUUCAGUAACAUCAAGCGACAGCCAACCCUCGUCAGGGCUUGCCUCCUCAUUAACCCUCCUCCUACGAUUAGACACCGGGGUGGUGGGUGGUCGGUGGCAGGAGUGUUAGCUCCAAGACGGUCCCCUCCGUGCCAACGAACGAACGAACGAACGAAGGAUGUGUUUGUGUCGGCAUCUCUCUACCGUAACACUGGAAUCCAUCUCUCCAUCCGCAUACGUCAAACGACAGCCCUCUAAGUACACGGAUAACAGGGAAGGAGGGCAGAAGGAAGGAAGGUUCCAAAGCAUCGAAUGAAUGUAUCAACGAACGUGAUGACAAACCACGUUGGGAAAAGCAGCGCGCAAGGGCAGCUGUACUUGCAGGUGAGUCCCCCUUACGAGGACUUCCGGUUGUAGUUGGCGGGAUCUCGUUCGGGUGAAAGCAAAAAAAAAAAAAAGAGCGACCCUAAACACUGUGGCCACAGAGCGUCAUCGAAUCGAGGCGUGGAGAUAACUAAAUUCCACCGUGUCAAAGCUGAGAUAAUAUCCUUCGCGCAAGUAACACACAAACACACCUGCCAUCGCGCAUUCUCUCCAUUGGCUGCAGCUGGGGAGAAGAUCGUGUGUGUGUGUGUGUGUGGGUCCUCGACGAUAGCGCACCUAAGUCUCAGCAGGAGGCAGCAGCACCAGCAGAGAUGAUGAAAGCAUCCUUUUCGCCUGCAGACCUGAUAAAAAGAUAAACAUGAAAAGAAAACAACACCUGAAGAGACGACCCCGUACCUAAGCGCACUGAAUAUGACAUACUGACACUCCGGUUCCGUUGCGUUGUGUCCUUGUUGGUCCUCUGCACCUUUGCGUUGGUAAAAACUCGCCCGACUUCGCAACAUCUUCAAGGACGCCAAAGUCGUCCUUUCAGCGCUGUAUCUAUACUGCCCCCUCGAGCUCCUCGAUCACGUACGUACGUACGAGUGUUGUGGCUGUUGUUUUAUCCCGCUCAUAGCCUACUAGGCGGGGAUUUGCCCGAGAGAGAAGCGCACCGUAUGCACCAUCACCAUCGCAAGUUGACACGAAUUGCGGGAAGAUUUGCUGCCGAGCUUACACACGUGUUGUGGUGCAUGUGUCGCGCAAACGAGACGCAUACGCGCGGUACUUUGUAUGGGAGCUUUGCUGAUUUCACUCGAGACAUUGCCGGUGUGCUGUCGUGUGCCCGUACACUCAACGUGGUUAGGGAUGUUGUGCCCUUUCUAUCAUUCUUUCUUCCUUACACACACACACACAUAGAGACGGACAGACGUUGGAGCUCGAGUCGAAAACUUUAUCAUACACCGUGUAUGACGAAAGCUUUGGGGAGUUCGCCAAAUUCGCCGACGACUUCGAAAAUCCUUCCUGGAGCGGCACCACGCGGUGCGGUACGGUGUGAAAGUUUUCCCACCUAAUGGGUAUUUCGCUUACUCCCCAAUCUCGCUGUGUGUGUGUGUGUGUGUGUGUGGGUAUGAGUAUGGCUGCUAUUCUGCGGGAUAGCUUAACAUAACAUUAACAACACAAAUCCUUCUGCCCAACAACCGGGAGCCCAACACCUUGGGGAGGAAAACGCUUCGAGUGCAGUUUGGUGGGAUAAAAUUGUACAAAGUUAAAAUAAGGAUCGAUAAAUUUAAAUCAAACCCCCGCUAACUUUUUACAUCACUCACACGAGCGAAAGUUGGCCGUUCGGUUCAACCGAGAACGGCGAAAAGCGGGGUGCGUUCUCGCGUGCCCUCCGACUCGCCCAUUCUCUCCCUAUCUACGAUGAAUCAAACCCAGGAGUGCAAAUAUUGUGCUCCCACAUGUGGGUUUUUUUUUCGCCCAGCUCGCCACCUCGUUGAGAGAGAAAGUGCAGGAAAAAUAAGUAAAAUAAAUAACAUCUUUCCAAAUGCUCCCGCUGCCGGCUGGAGGGAAAGCGUUUGAAAUCGGCUUACCUGAGGGCGCAACAACACACCGCGAAUCGGAGAACAGCGCGAAUAAAUCAUGGACAAUGGGCCGAGCGAGCACCAAGACCUCCCCGUCCCCUGUCCCCUAAGCGUAUGUGUUAUUUACCCAACACGGGUAAACGCACCGCGCAAGCAGCUUUCGCGAAAGUCCAUAAUAAAAGUCGUAACAAAAGACGCAAUCGCUCGGAAGUUUUCCCUCGGUACCCAAUACUUGGAGCUAAGGCAAGACCGGCCCAGACCAGGCGCACCUGGAAAAAAGGGUGCCCGGUGGGUUCGGAACUUUCGUCGAAAAACAGAGGGUCGCUCUACAUUCGAAUUCAGCGAAAUUGGUCGCACUGCGGUUGCCGUGAAAAGCGCUUUUCUUCUUCCAACUGGGGAAAGCUCAUUCAAAGAAAGGGUAAGAAAAAAAAGAGAGCGGAAAAUCGGUCACAAAAGGCAGUUUUCACGAAUUGUUCUUUCCCUUUCUUUUUGCCAUCGAGUAAGGGUCCACAUCGAGAGUGACAUUGCUCAUCAUUCAUUAGUUUCUGCCUGUUGUUUGCUGUGGCCAACCUUGCCUCCUCUCCCGCCCCUCUCUUUAUCCCAUCCAUUUCCAAAAAACCACUGUAAAUAACGAUGUAAAUAUCAAAAAAUCCUACACAUGGCACCACAAGCACCCGGUGACACCAUGGAAAGAAGGCCUACUCUGAUCAGAGAAGCAGCAGAGUAGCAAGAAACACGUGUAGUAAGACAGGGCCGCUCAGUCAGCACAGGGCAAAAACGAAACAAAAUACAGUCAAACAGGAAUGCUAUGGCAACCAAAGCGGCCCCCCUCCCCCCUCCACCCCCUUCCGGCUGCGACGGUGGCGUGGCACUUUUAUAUGGUGAAAAAUAUGAAACAUAAUAGUCAAUACUGAGAAAAACGGGGAAAAGCGGGGAAAAAGAAAGAAGAAUUUAACACAGAAGAAACACAAAAAAAAGCAAAUAGCAAAUGAGAUGGAAGUGUGUAAAGUGGGGAAUGUUUUAAGUACUAUUAGGUUGAAUAAAUGAAUAAAAUGAGAAAAUUGAUAAAUACCGUAACGAUCUGGAGUCGGUUUUCGGCGUCGGUUUCAUUACUUCGGUGCACCUUUGCUGCUGCAAACGCUUGUUUCGGAGGAGAUGCUAACCAGAGAAUCCCAGAGAAAAGGAAAGAAAGAAAAGCUCAAGCCCCCGAGAUACGAUGACAAUGGUGACGUGAAGCGCAGCCUCCUUUUCCGACGAUGGAAACGAUGGAAUGUAUGUUUAUUUAUGAAGCUUUAUGAAUUCUCGUUCUACUCAUGCAUAAACAUACAGUUCUGUUUCGUUAUUUUUAUUUUUUUUAUUUUGCGCAAUUCCAUCCCACUACUUGGUACAUUCUCGACGAGUUUCCCGUGACCUACUACUUCCGCUUGAUGUCAAAAGUCCCCUUUAUCCUGGGGGGUGGAGGGGGAGAACCGGGACACGUUUCAUCGUUAUGCCGAUUUCAGGGAUCAUCAAAUCCACUUGUAGAGGAGCAACGGACGGAAGGCCAGCAGCGUGAUGAGCCUUGUUAUCGAUUUAGCCCUAAUGAAGAUCGUCCUUACACUCUUCUCGCGUGUCUGGAUCCUGGAUAAGGUUUUGAAAAUUCUCAAAAUACAUUAUACUGUGCCCAGUGUGCUGGAGUAAUGGUGCUCUUUCUUUCCCUAGCCGCAAAGCUCCUGGUGAAGGCAACUUUGGGCAAUCUUUUCAAGUGCAGUGAAUUGUUUUUGAACGCCUUUGAGAUCGUUGUUGGUCGGAUGGGGUCGGUUGUGAUUACAUUGAAUAUUCAAAUGUCACCCCGUGCGGUGAUUCCUCUUGCUCUGUGGGAGGCAUGCUGCUCAUCAUCCGAAGAUGCAUGGAAAGAGGCACGGAAACAUCUUCAUGUACGAAAGGCUUCAUGCAUCCGCACGUGAUUGGGUGAUGGUGUAAUCUACAAUUUUAAACAAUUUACACACAAUUUACUUUCAUUCGGGGCGAAACAAAGGCCUGUCACUACUUCCGGAGGAAACACAACCACAGUGAGGUGUAGCGAUUUGUAAAUUCCUUCCCACAGAGAACUUUCAGUAGGGUAAGACACGUCCGGGACGGUUCAAUCGUACACAUUGGCCCGAUACUAUUUAUUUAGUCAGCUGCACAGGUAAGCAAAUUGCCGUCGUCGAGCAAUGACGAGACUGUUGGUAAUCAUCGAAAAGCACUACCGUCUGUAGAAUCUAUCGAUCUGCAUGGUUAGUAACGAUUUAACGCGUAAGUUUUAUGUUUUGAAUACACUCGGUUUAUUAACAAACAAAAAUUAAAAGUAGGACGCUGUACCGUCGAGUACCGUCUAUCCGGCUGUCCAUAUAUCCUUGUUAUUGAGAAAUGACACAGAUGACAUUGCAUGCCGAGGAAGAUAUUUGAAAAAAGUAGUAAUUACCUAGAUUUAAAAAAAAAUGUGUAGCAAAUAAACAAAUAGUAAAACGUCGAUUAUACGGGUAGCUUGGGACCGAGCGGUAGCCGGUUAAUCGGUUAAUCAUUAGUAAAACAUUAUUUGAAUCAUUAACUAUAGGUUUAACAAUUGUUCAUGCACACAAAUGAAGCUCAAACCUAUCGCUAGACACUAAAAAGCUGCACACAAAAUAUUAUUUAGCAACUAGACCAACGCUGCAAAUGUUCGCCACGCUUGAAUCAGCUGUCUAAUUUAUGCCCACGGUUAAGCGGCCCGCCGGUUAAUCCUCUUCGUAUAAUCGAUGUUCUACUGUACUUGGACUCACUAUCCAUGUCAUUCGACAAUUCGGAUAAAUGGCGUUCCACUUUAAUAAACAAUAUAAAAACACACAAAAAAUUAGGACUAUGCCCCGCACACGAAACGCACCGUAAGCCCUACACAGCCUGAUUCACACUAAUUCCUUUUGUGCGCUCUGCACAAACUCACAACACAAAGCGCGUGUCGCUAGCCUGUGCGUCGUAGUGUGCGUGAACGCAACGUCCAGCGAUCGAGCGCAACUGCUACGACGAGUUCAGGGCUCGGCACGCCUGUCCACAACAGCGAUGAUUAAAGAAAUAGCUGCAAGUGAUCUUCGCUGUGUUUCUAUACUUUGAUCAGCAUUGAGCAUUAAAUAAAAGAAAAGCAUCAUCUUGGAGUUGAAAUUGUACUGAAAUCUUGAGCAACAAAAUUAAAAAAAAAACUAUGAAACGAUGGCAUCAAACUUUUCCAAGCAUUUCAAGGAAAGAAAAUACGUUGCUUUAAUGCAACUGUACAACAAAUGAGAUGACAAGAGCGAUACUUCGAAUCGUUUGGUUUUAACCCAAUGUGUACAAUUCUAACCUUGCCACGUGUAACUUCCUAAUCAGCUUGACCCACUCAGACCCCACCCCCCUUCAUUCCGUAUUAUUACUGAUAGUAGAAUGUAGGCCAACAAUAUAAACUUUGCUGUCAAGUCAAAAUGUCAAGUCUAACUACAAUAUGUUGAUAUAGUUGUGUUUUCUAUACUAGUACAAUUUUUAUUUUAACCACUUUUUUUUCGCAUACGGAAAUAUGAUGAUAACCAACAUCCGCCGCUUUGGACAUCGUGGCUAUCAAAAAAAUUCUCUUAAUUUGAUAACGCUCGCUCGCUAUGAAUGCUUGCUAUGACGACAUUUCGAAAUUGCCUGCAUUCUGAGCUGUUCUAGGAAAGAUGAGUCGCUCAUUAUUGAUAAACUGUCAUUACUCAUAUUUUAUAUGAUUUACGGAUUCAAAACAAAUAGUUGAGCGUUACACUGAUUGCCAUCCAUCAAUUAUGACUUUUUCUGGCUAUAUUUCAUAUAACUUAAAUAACCGUAUUGAGUGUAUAUAACAGGUGUGCUUAUUGUGGUCUUCCUCACUAAUACACCGACACAAGAUUUGGCAAUUUGUUGCAUAACCAAAUCUAGUGUGCCUUGAAAAUAAAACGGUGUCUCGCAGAAAUGGUAGAUGGCGUUGCUCUGAAGAAGUAAGAAGAAAGAAGCCUACAACUUAAUUGACGUCCAGUUAUAGCAUUAAUAUGCACUUGAUGGCAUGACGUGUGUUUACAAUUUUAUUUUACGAAAGCACAACAACUCUGAUAGACUGUAAACAUCCCCUCUUUGUAUAAUAGUGAUAACACGUUGAUCUCAUUAAAAAAUCCCAGUCAACAUUCCUUCAUUAUUCGGAUUUCUGCUGAUAGAGCAAUGGAGCCAAUGAAGCUCCCCUCAGAUGAAGGUUAUGUAUUAUCAGCUCGUUUUUUCUUUUUCUUUGACUCAUUAAACUUUAUAUUGAAAAUAAAUCCUAAAAAUCAGUAACAGUUCAAAACACACGUGUAUGCAUUCAUACAUAUUUAAUAGGAUGAAUACGACAUCUUUGAAUGCUGUGUAUAUCCUGCUUCGGCAUAGUGACAUUUUCCCUCUGUCUUGAAACAAAUAAACUCUCUGGUUUAUUGCCAGUAACUGCAGCACCAUCGCUUUAUGUCUAGUAGUAUUAAUGUAUAUUAAUUUCACUUUAUUAUUUAAACCACUUCCCAUCCCCAUCCCACACGGUGUUAUCAUUUCACUGAACCUACACGUUUAUUCUGCUUCACAUGAGCUUCACUUGCCUGCUGGUCCCAGUUUGAUAAUCGAACGUUGAAUUUGGCAGACAAAACAAUGCCAUACGUUUCUCAACGACUCGAAUAAAUCUUCACCAUAUUACAUACACAGGAUUGUAGCAUUUUUCGUUUCGAAGGAAAUUUCGUCGGAAAUCGUUCAUCAUCUUAUUUGAUACUUACUUAUACUUACUUACAAACCAUAAGUGAGGCCAACCGACUAUGUAUGACAAAGGUAUGUAUUGGACGAAUUCUCCAAGACGAGUGCCACAGUUCCUGCAACGACGCAAUACAAACAAAUAAACGGAUUGCCUUACAUCGUUAAACACGCACUACGGACACGCGUACUGGACUAUUCAAGUGGAUGAUGCAAACACUCUGAGCACACUAGUGAUGGGCGUUUCGGAGCGCAUCAACGGCUGCGGAGCCUUCUCCGCACCCACGGCUCCGCUUCAACGGCUCCGGACUAACGGUUCAAUAGAGACGUAUGAUAGCGUAAAAAACGAAUAAAUCUUCUCGCAAGUAUGGAAGCUUAUUUCAAAGAAGUUCAGAACUUAUCUUUUUUUUUUAAUUAAUUCCUUUUAACAUGAAAUACUCGGUUAUUUACGGAUUUGUCUCGAUUGAAACCGCUUUGAAAAGGUUUUGUUUAUGGUCCACUGUGUUGAAACCAGCUCUGGAGCCGUGGGUGCAACCGAAACUCCUCAAAUAGUUUCGAUUUUGUUCAUAAUUUGUAAAACCUGCAUUACAUAUUGAGCCACUUGUUAUGUAAAAUAGAAUAUUCGCGUUUUAAGGCGGCAUAUUCUACUAGACAAUAUCUGUUAAACCACCCAGCUCCGGAGCCGUUGGUUCGGAGCCGUUGGUUGCGGAGCCGCCUCCGGAGCCGCUUAGCCCAUCACUAGAGCAAACACUGGGAUCAUAUGGGAAAAGAUUCCGAGAGUUUUCCGAUCGCUUUGCGCAGCAGGCUGGCUGAGAUGAACGAGCUUAUCUCUAUAGCGUUAGUUUGUCUCAAACUCUUGUGCGACAAUGUUGUGUGGGAAAACACCAACAGUGCCAUACAACAAUUGUUCAAAGCCAAAAAUAAAACGGAGAAAAAGGAAAAAAAAACAAAACCUAAAAAAGUGCUCAUCAGUGUUUCUUUUGCUAAUCAUACAUUAAGAAAGAGAUAAUAAACAUAAAAAACCGGAAGUCGUCAUCAUUUAAUUACUCUCACUGCUUGGUUCUCACGUAGCUGCGUUAAACAUAUAAUUUAGAAAGUGCGAAAAAAACAGAUUAAGUGUUAAAGCAUACUGUAAAAAUGCUGUACAACAUAAAUGAAGAGGAUACUGCUCGUAUCAAGAAUGAUCUGCUUAAUAGUUUUCGAUUAAAAAGAUUAGCUGAAUUCACACAAAUCAUAAAUCGAACAAAAAAUUCUGCACUAAAACAAGCCAUCGUACAAUCUGUGUUUGAGACUGUUUUGACACAGCCAAACAGUAAAACAUAUCUACAAGCAUGUCUAGCUCAUGGAGCUCGGGUUAAUAAGAAAUCCGGCCGAGGGGAGUACCCGAUACAUCAAGCAGCAAAGUCACGAGACAUCAACAAUUUGAUGCUACUUUUAUUACGGCACGAAGUCAACGUUAAUCAACUGUCCGAUGAUGGCAAUAGCGCAAUUGAUUUUAUAUGUCCAUCACACGCCCAUACCUUCGCCAAAAGUAUUGAAUGCAUAAAUCUGUUACUCAAACACGGGGCCACUAUAGAUACAGCUAACCUAGCGAAACGUUUGGCAAAGUUGAAGCAGGAAACCGAGAUCCUGGCUGAAUUUAUGCAAGGAAUUGAACCCUUCGUAACGGUGACUGCAACUGGCUUACCUGAGACUGAGACUGAGACUGUGGAUAACCACAUGUUAUUGGAGAAUGCCAUCACCUGUGGGAACUUGGAGAGGGCUAAACAAAUCAUUGAAUCGCACGCAAGCCCACAAACCUCACCAUACAUAUCCAAGAAAAUACUUACCAUUUGUUUUGAACGCGGAUGCUUUGAAAUGUUGGAAUAUAUAUUCCAAAUACUUCCAGCGGCUGGAAUAGAGUCCCGGAUAACCAAGAAGACAUGGCUGUCGUUUUUGGUACAGCGUGUAACUGGAUCGGAUCCCGAGUGUCGGUUUUUCAAAUGCUUGAAGCUAUGCCUGACCUAUCCUCAAUUCGACAUCGACGAAAGAGAUGGUUGGGAUUAUACUGCUUUGCACUAUGCGGCCACCUUGAAACUGAAGCACUUGCAGGAGCUGCUCCUUCAGAAAGGUGCAUACAUAGGUGGAAGGGACAUAUUUGGCGUUUACACGAUUAGCCAAAUUGACCCACUGGUGCUGGUGCGACACUUUGAUUCCUGUGUGUACACUAGCCCCAGGAUAGCGGAUGAGCAUGGUGCAAACUCACCUAUUGUUUACGUCAUGUUGAACAACUUUGCUCCCCCCAAGCACGAGGAAAACAAUGCGAGUCCUAAAAGCAAAUCAAAUGUAGAUGUAUCGUAUAAAAGCAUGCGACCUGCAUUGAUGGAGUUCACCAAUGUGUCCAAAUUGUCCAGGUUAAAUGAAAAAGAAAAAAAAGCUCGACAGCAGCUCCUUGAACAUCCAGUAAUUGCUACUUUUCUUUACAUUCGUGAGCCACCACCGACUACAGUGGGAUUGUUGUUGAGAUUUAUCAGAUUAGUACCGGCUAUCUUAUUGUUUGUACCCUGGGACAGCCGGUGGUUUAUCUGGUGCGAAUCGGUUCUGCUCAUUUGUCUCUUUAUAUUCGAAGUCAUCCUGAAUGCUAGUUACAUCACGCACUUUUUUGAUAAACGCAUAAAAAACAAAUUUCAAUCGGUGCCUAAUCCAACAAUCCUCUUCACCAUGCUGGUGGAGAUAGUUUUGAUAGCGUGUUUGAUAUAUUUCACAUUUUUGGAAUACAGCAAGGUCUAUCAGCUGAGAUGUUGCAUCCUGCUUGCAGGAUUCGCUACUAAACGAUUCAUUGCCAGCUGGGACUGUUUAGCUGAGAAAAUCCACACACUAGACAUAGUUGUUACGAAGGUUAUAUGCAACUUUAUUAUAUGUUCGUUUAUAUUUGGAAUAUUUGUGCUCUCCUUUUGCGUGCACGACUCAAACUUUGGGCAAACGUUUGUACCGUCGAAUAACACUGCUAGCUCGACUAAUACGACCAUUGAGUCAAUAUCCAAAACCGCAAAAUUGAUUGAUCAACUGGCGAUGUUUGAUGGAAAGAUAAUUGUGUUGGAUAAGAAAAUGGACUUGGCAUUUUAUGGAGUUGGUUUUGUAAGUUUUCUUAUUUUAAUGCCAAUUGCUUUGGCGAACAUAAUAACUGCUUUAGCAAUUACAGAUGUUUCGGAACUCACCGCCCGAUCGAGGUGUGUAAAAAUCGCUCUCAGGAUUAGCAACGCUUUUGUGCCAGAGCAUCCGGCCGUUGAGCUAUGGAGAGGAAUGUCAAAAUAUAUGGAAGAACAGUCGAGGAGCUCUCUGCUGAGUUGGUGGCGGUCAAAUAGAGCAGUGAACACUAUCAGUAGUAAUUCUUCAAAAGCUAAACUGUGUUUCUCGCUCAGCAACCGCAAUAAUGUCCAAUACAUUGCAAUGUACACUGCACGAAACCAUGAAAUAGAACUUCACAGAGUAAACGACGAAGCCGAGAAGCCGGAAAUUUUAUGGAAAGCAGACGACAAAUUUACCAAAUUAUUAAUAGAUGCUGCAUUUGCUGAUGAAUUCACAUGAGGAUUGUUUUUUUUGUUGUGCUGGUUGAUAGAAAACAGUUCAGUUAAACUACAAGCAAAGUUUGUAGUUCACAGUUCAGUGUCUGACCUGUACGGAUAUGUUUGUGAUAAGUACGAUAGACUUUAUUUAAAAAAAACACCAAGGAAGAAACAACCCGGUUGAACAAAUUCCUAAAUCUUCUUCUUCAUUGGCUCAACAACCGAUGUCGGUCAAGGCCUGCCUGUACCCACUUGUGGGCUUGGCUUUCAGUGACUAAUUGAUUGCCCCCCCCCCCCCCCCCAUAGCAGGAUAGUCAGUCCUACGUAUGGCGGCGCGGUCUAUUUGGGGAUUGAACCCAUGACGGGUAUAUUGUUAAGUCGUACGAGUUGACGACUGUACUACGAGACCGAAAUUCCUUAAUAUUGAAGUAUUAUCUAGAAGUAAGGGAACUCUACUUAGUCUAGGAUAGUAUAUAGCAUAGUCAUAAUAAUCUACGUAAGUAAUAAGUGUGCCGGGCCCGACGGCCAAGCUGACCGCGACCCGUUGUGUAGCGCUUUAAAACCGUCUGCUACCACGGAACAGUACCGGGUAAAGGAGUUCGGGAGCGUCGAAAAUUGUUUUAUAAAUAAAAAACGUUUCAAACAUAA
Molecule: messenger RNA, 12803 nt
Organism: Anopheles gambiae (African malaria mosquito)
Lineage: Eukaryota; Metazoa; Arthropoda; Insecta; Diptera; Culicidae
Product: hemicentin-1
Exons: 14
Coding region: 989-1906 (305 amino acids)
Biological process (GO): synapse organization
Cellular component (GO): neuron projection membrane
Molecular function (GO): protein binding
Source: RefSeq, a predicted model, not a curated record